AUGUCAAUCAAAAGAACAAAUUGGUCAGAAGUUUCUUCGAAUUGUAAUUUAAAUAUUGAUGAUCCAAUAAUAAUCCAUUUAUCACAUCAAAUUAAUUUCCCUCAUUUUGUAACAAAUGGUCCAUAUAAAAACAAACUAGUAAAAUAUAUAUCAGGGUCAGAAAAUUGUGCAAAAAAUUAUGGUGAAUUAUAUCGUCAAGAAGAUGAAAGUAGAUUUAUUAAAGUUAAUGGAGCUUUUUAUAAUUUUCACUCUCAAACUGGUAAUUAUUUGGAAUUUAAUCCAGAUUAUAUUGAGACUAUGAAAUUAAAUUCAGCAUUUUCUGAUGGUAUAGGACUUAACUCAUUUCCAAAUCCAAAAUUAGAUGAAAACUAUGUUUCUGUUACUGAUGAGGAAAUAAUUACUUAUAUUCAGUCGCAAAGAGAAUUAAGUUUACUAAGCAAUUCUAUUGAAUACAUAUAA
This is a messenger RNA of Lodderomyces pseudojiufengensis, 459 nucleotides long. RefSeq lists its product as uncharacterized. Bases 1 to 459 code for a protein of 152 amino acids. The record is from RefSeq and is a predicted model, not a curated record. Lineage: Eukaryota; Fungi; Ascomycota; Pichiomycetes; Serinales; Debaryomycetaceae. The transcript has a single exon.